Messenger RNA from Podospora pseudocomata, 3267 nucleotides. RefSeq names its product mediator complex subunit (gene NUT1). Gene Ontology annotation, molecular function: transcription coregulator activity. The record is from RefSeq and is a predicted model, not a curated record. Lineage: Eukaryota; Fungi; Ascomycota; Sordariomycetes; Sordariales; Podosporaceae. Gene Ontology annotation, biological process: regulation of transcription by RNA polymerase II. The coding region runs from base 172 to 3267 and encodes 1031 amino acids. The transcript has 3 exons. Gene Ontology annotation, cellular component: mediator complex.
GCAACUCUCACUCUCAAUGGAACUACGGCUCCAACAAAAGAACCCAUUCACACACAAAGAACCAAUGGCCCAGUACAGGUGACUACUCUCUGCGACCUGCUACAGCAUACGAUAGCCACGAUACAUGCCAUAAUUAGACACCAUCUCUAUGUCACCCCGGCCACCAGCCAAAUGGAAGGCCCCGCGACAGCAGGCUCGAGCUUGACAGGCUUGCCUGCAGCCGUGGUCCGAUGGGAACAGCUCAUCACCCGUGCCAGACUCCAACGUCUCGAUCCCGACCAGUUCGGCGUCUUCUCCAAGAUUCUCCUCGUCAAGCACCCCCUACCGCCCGGCCUCAUCGCCGAGCUCCUCCUCCGGCCCACCGCCGACAACAAUGUCGCCCUCGACCCGCGAGCGCCUCUCUACCUCACGCACCUUAUCAAGCAGAGGCGCGUUGACACCGCUUCCGUCCUCAAAGCCCUCUACAACUACUCAACCAUACACACCAAGAUACACCCACAACCAGAAGACCAACCGUCCAAAGAACGAGAUGCAAGCGCGCCGCGGCGAAAGAAGCUGCAACGAUGGACAUCGUCAUACUCCUCCGAGGCCAUUCUCUUUUGGCGCCUGGCGCAGACAGUCAACCAAGGAAUUGGGAUCAAGAGCGGCAGGGAUGUCGUCGAGACAUCCAGGAUGCUGGUGAGGUGGAUGGCCUUGUUCACCGAGGCUGCGACCAUCUUUUCACAGGAUGCUUUUGGGAGCAUGCACAAUUUGAAUGCCAGUAAGCUGGAGAUGGAGAGGUCGCGCGAAUCAUUCAUCAUGUUUUUAAAUGCCUUCAGCGCGCACCCAACGGUACCAAAGACGUUUCAGAUUCCGGCAGCCAAAGGCAUCAGGAAACAGCUUUCGCAAAGUUUGGAGGCUUUUCUGCCCUCGAUCAUGCAGGUCAAUCCCUCGAUUGCCAGCCAACUCGACAUGUUCCGAGCACAGAGUCUCGCGACGCACGAUUCGACCGAAAAGAAGGACCCGGCCGUUUCAGACAUGAACAGCUACAUGGAUAACGUGAUGGGCUUGGAAAGCUUUCAGGUCCCCGAAGUUCCCAUCGCCAACACCCGAGCUGGGUUAUAUGUCUAUCUGAGCGCUGCACUCGUUGGGCGCCCCAUGAUUGAUGAUGCGGCGCUCUUCACAUAUCUACACAACAGAUAUAGGGGUGAUGUUCAGCAAGCAGCCGUCCAGUUGAUCUUGGCAUCAUUUGACGUCUUGGCGAACGCCGUCUUUCGCAACGAGGGGGCCAAAGCCGGGCAUUUGCUCAAGUCUUUUGUGGUCAACAAGGUGCCACUGGUUUUGGUUUCUCUUGCGCAAUCCUUGCCAUUAUACACGUUCAAUCCCGAGAUUUGCAUCACCGAGGCGUUGGGUCAGGUGGAUACAAACAUCUUCCCGACCUUUUCGGGCAUGUUUGACAUGUCCUCCAACACCGGGUCGUCGUUUCAGGACUCGGUACGACAAGACUUUUGCUUUGCCUGCCAGCUUCACGGGUUGUUGUCCCAGACGGCUAUAGAGAACCUUUUGGGAGACAUUACCUACCAGACGCUGCCGGACGAAGGGCGUUAUGUCAAGGAUAUUCUGGUCCAGUCGUGCCUGCAGGACUCGGACAGGACGCAAAAGCUGAUUGGGGAGUUGGAUAACAUGAAUGGGAACGUGGGGGCGGCUGCGCAGGCGGUGGUGGAGGUGAUUGGCAGUCUCUGUAGAAACACGGAGACGAUGGCUUUGAAGCAGCUGUGCGGCCAGUUGGCGAGCAAGCCGCUGUCGUUGGAUAUCCUGCUGCUCUUCAGUCCGGCGCAAAAGAUUUUGCACCCGCUGCGGGAGCUGAUUGAUCAUUGGGGGGGGUAUGAUGAGGAGCAGGGGGAGUACCAGCCGGUGUACGAGGAGUUUGGGUCGGUGUUGCUGCUGCUGAUGGCGUUUGUGUAUCGGUACAACCUCUCGCCGGCGGACUUGGGGGUGAGGUCGCCGGAUUCGUUUGUUGGGAAGCUGAUUGGGGGAGGGCAUGCUGUGAGGCUGCUUUCGGAUCUCAGUCCGCAGGAGCAUUCGCACCUCAAUGGGUGGAUACAGGGGCUGUUUGCGGAGGGGGGGUUGGGGGAUGAUUUGAUGGCUUCGUGUCCUCCGCAGGAUUUCUACUUGCUCAUGCCGGUGCUUUUCGGGCAGAUUUCGGCGGCCUUGAGCGCGGGGUUCUUGAAUGAGGAGACGCUCAAGAGUGGGCUUGAAUGUGAGUUUCAUUUUCGUUCCGGAAUAUGGAUGAUGCUGACUGCGGCAGAUUUGGUCGAGGUCUUUUUGUUGCCCUCGCUGGUUCCAGCAAUUUUAUAUCUGUCCAACCAGCUCUGGGCGGAGGGCCCAGAAGGGCAGAGGUCCAUCAUCAAGAUUCUCCAGCUGCUCAUCCGGCCGAAUUCCAUCUCCAACGAGGCGUCGGCGAUGUUUCAGUCAGUCCUCAACAUUGUCGCCAAACCAUUGGAGCACGCCCUACGAUCAUAUCAACGCUCGGACCCCAAAUCUCAAGAGGUUGAGCCGCUGCUGAGAGCCAUCAAGGAGAACCUCACGGUCUCGAGGCGAACGGGCGGGGCUGACCAUGCCGAGCUUGAGUCGUGGACGACGACGCAUGGUAACCACACGCCUGGGAGUCACCCGAAUGCGACUCCAUUACCGGGCGGUCUAGCAGCAACAAAUCGACCACCACAGGCGCAGCACCCGGAUGGGGGGAUCUCGGCUGCGGUGAGGCACACUGUUCAGAGCCUGGCGAAUUGGGCCCACCAAGCGCCGCUGGGGGGGAAUACCACGCCGACGGCCUACACCCACCGCCAGACGCUUGCUGCGCUCAAGCUGCUCGGGGCAAGGCAGCUUUUGACUGUGCUGCUGGAUGAGCUGAAGACGUUGACGGAGUCAGGGCAGGGGAGCGUGGCGUAUGAUGUGGUUUGUUCGCUUGUCUGCGCGCCGGAUGUGACGAACGAUACCUCGUUGGCUUCGUCUGACACGCCUAACGAUGCGACAGCGGGCGGGGCGGGUGCCUUUGCGGCUGCUCCACCGCCGCCGGUUCAGAGGAGGUUGACGCUGAGGGAGGUGCUCAAGCAUGAGGCGGAUGACUGGAAAAGGAUUCAGAAGCAGGACCCGGUCAUGGCGGAGACGGUGGUGAGGUUGUAUAGGCAGGUUGAGGGGCAGAUGGAGAUGCCGCAAACUGCGGUGGCGGGGCUGUUGGGGCAGCAGGAUAUGGUUUCGGGGUUGGGGGUUGUGGGGGGGAUGUGA